AUGCUCAAGCAAGACUUCAAUCGACAGGAGCCAAAACGGCGGAUUGUUGGCGACCGCAAGCAAAAUGUAGCCGACGCCGCAUUCAAGGACGCCAGCUACCCCCAUCGCCUCAACUUUUACACGCAUGCCCCCACCGCCGACAUCACCCUUGAGGAAUUCGAGAAAUGGGCCAUUGAUCGGCUAAGAGUCCUCUCGGAACUUGAAGCCUGCUCGUUCCGCAACAAAUCUCCCGACGAAACCGCCGCCCACAUGAAACCCCUCCUCGAGAAAUACCUCCCCCUCUCCCCCAACUCCUCCUCCUCCACCAAGCUCUCCGAGCAGCGCAGAAAGGACCACUACAGCCACUUCAUCCUCCGCCUCGCCUUCUCCUCCACCGACGAUCUCCGCCGCCGCUUCGCCCGCGUCGAGACCAUGCUCUUUCGCCUGCGCUUCGAUGCCGACACCGAGCGGUCCGCCUUUGUAUCGAGCCUCGACAUCGAUUGGUUCGAGCCCGUUUCGGACGAGGAGCAGGCUGAGCUGAGGGAUGAUCUGCAGGCUAUCGCGGGCUUCGAUAAGAGGACGGGUGCUGUGGAGGAGACGUGGUAUAAGGUAGAUUGGAUGCGCGUGCCGGAUUUGGUGGAGUCGAGAAAGGUGCUUUUGAGGGGGGGGAAGGCGUAUGUGCCGAGUCGGGAGCAGGCUAGUAUGAUUAUCACCGAGUUUACGUCGAGGUUGGAGAAGCAGCUGGUUCUCACAUCCCAAGCGAUACCCGACCUCGACGAGGAUGACCGCCUCGUGCCCAUCCUCGACCACCUCUCCAAGAACUUCGUCACCCCCGACAGCUCCUACAUGUCCGGCUCCACCGUCCCCGAGGGUGCCGAGAUCAGCGCCCGCAACAUCGACAACCUCUCCCAGCACUUCCCCGCCUGCAUGUCCCACCUGCACCGCAGCCUUCGCCGCGACGCCCACCUCAAGCACUACGGCCGUCUGCAGUACACGCUGUUCCUCAAGGGCAUCGGGCUGAAUCUCGAGGAGUGUCUGAUCUUUUGGCGCAGCGGGUUCAGCAAGAUUACGGACGAUACUUUCAACAAGGAGUAUCGGUACAACGUGCGUCAUUGCUACGGUGAUGUCGGUGGUGAUUCGAAUCGUAGGGGUGGCGGGUAUAGCCCGUAUAGUUGCCAGAAGAUCUUGACAGAACAUGCUCCUGGUCCUGGGGAGGCGCAUGGGUGUCCGUAUAGGCACUUUGAUAUGGAUAAUCUUACGACGUUGCUGCAAGGUAUGGGGGUGACAGAUCGGUCGGUGAUUCAGGGUGUCAAGGAGGAUCGAGAUGGACGCAGGUAUCAUAUGGCUUGCAAUCGCGUGUUUGAACAUCUCCAUAAGCCGGAGAUUAAAAAGGCGAAAGACGAGUUCGUCAUGACAGCCGCCCAGCUUGAGACUAUCGUUCAUCCCAACGAGUACUUUAAGAGGAGCUAUCUCUUGAAGAACUUGGGGAAACACCGUGGAGGUGAUGCAGAUGUUAAAAUGGAGGAAUAG
Scedosporium apiospermum is the source of this 1509-nucleotide messenger RNA. RefSeq names its product putative DNA primase large subunit. Lineage: Eukaryota; Fungi; Ascomycota; Sordariomycetes; Microascales; Microascaceae. Gene Ontology annotation, biological process: DNA replication, synthesis of primer. The coding region runs from base 1 to 1509 and encodes 502 amino acids. The record is from RefSeq and is a predicted model, not a curated record. Gene Ontology annotation, cellular component: alpha DNA polymerase:primase complex. The transcript has 4 exons.